AUGAAGUUUAUAAGCAGCGCGCCGCGAGCGCACCAUAAGCACUUCUCCAGAGCGCACACGCAGAGCUGGAUGCAUCCGAUCAAUAUCAGACAGAUCUGCCUGUUUUCAAUGUGUCCCGUCAUGGAGCAGAGCGUCAAAGCGGCCGCAGCCCUGCAGGUGAUCCAGAAGCGCAGCUCGCCCGGCGUCCUGCUCACGUGCAAAAGCGCGACGCAAAGACUCGGCGCGAGCGGGUUCAGCGUCAGCACCCUCUCCAAAGCAGGGCUGGGGAUCCUCAAACUGGCCACGACGCAGCUGAAGCAGCAGGAGCAGAAGGCGCGGGUGGUGCGCGCGUCCAGUCUGGGUCAAGCGCACCCCGCGUCCGUCGAUAAAAAGUCUCCUCUGGACCAGCUGGCCGCGCUUGUCCUUCACAGGAACGCACGCCUCCCGCCGCUGGCGAACGAGCCGCAUGUCGCCAGGCCGCAGAACUGCAGGCGCAUCGUGGUGCUCGGCGCACCGCGCGUCGGGAAGACCUCCAUCCUGCGCCGCUUCCUGCGCGACGGCUUCGAGGAGCGAUACGAGCCCACCAGUGAGGAUUUCCACCGGAAACUCUACCAAAUCCGCGGGGAGACCUACCAGAUAGACAUACUGGACGCGUCCGGGGAGAGGAGCUUCCCCGCAAAGAGGAGGCUGUCCAUCCUGACCGGUGAUAUAUUCCUGCUCGUCUUCAGUCUCGACGACCGCAGCUCGUUCGAGGAGGUGCGCGCUCUGCACGCAGAGAUUGUCGCGGCCAAAGCUGCGCUGCACCGAUCCAAACAGAAGGCGUGUGUGCCGACGGUGGUCUGCGCGAACAAGGUGGACUUGCCCUCGGAGCAGCGCGCGGUGUCGCGGACCGAGGUGCUCCACGCGCUCGGGAACGGCUGCGCUCUGUUCGAGACCUCCGCCAAAGACAGCGUCAAUCUGGAGCAGGUGUUCGAGGCGCUCGCGCGGCGCGGCGGUCUCCCCCUCGAGACCGGACCCUCGCAGCACCGUAAAGUGUCCAUCCGCUCGUACCAGGCGCUGCGGGCGGAGGGCGGGAGCACAGCGGCGGCGUGCGAGGCUCCGUGCGGGGCGCUGUUCCCUCUGGCCCGCAGACCGAGCUUCGGCACCGACCUGCGGCUGGUCCUCGGGCCCAAAGCCAGCAGAAAACAGAGCAAAGCGCUGGACAAGUGUCAGAUUCAGUGAAACAAGUCCGAC
This is a messenger RNA of Carassius auratus (goldfish), 1212 nucleotides long. RefSeq names its product GTP-binding protein Rhes-like. NCBI's taxonomy places the organism in Eukaryota, Metazoa, Chordata, Actinopteri, Cypriniformes, Cyprinidae. Gene Ontology annotation, molecular function: G-protein beta-subunit binding; GTPase activity; GTP binding. The record is from RefSeq and is a predicted model, not a curated record. Gene Ontology annotation, biological process: signal transduction. The coding region runs from base 1 to 1200 and encodes 399 amino acids. The transcript has 3 exons.